AUGUCCGACCUCGGCUUUGAACCUCGCGAGGAUAUGCUCUGGACCAGGCUAGAAGCGGCUGCCUCUCAGCUCGCCAUACAACAUCAAGACAAUGAAUCCAUGAUUGAGCAGAUUGCCGAGGCCAAGGAGCUCGUGGAGGACUACAUUGGCGCCUAUGAGCGAGGGCGGCCUUUUUGGAGCCGAGAUGUGAUGGCUAGCCUUGACCGACAGAUUGAUGCCUUGGUGCAGGCCGUCGACGCUGGAGACAAAGACGCCGUCGUCACAAUCGAGGACGUGGUCGGGCGCGAGAGGAGCUGGUCUCUGACCUGUCCAGGUCCUCCCAACAAAGAUCGUGAGACAUACCAUAUCCGCUACUGUGUGCAUCAGCACAUGACACACAUGUCCCCCAAGUUUCCGGAGUCCAUGAUGGACAUUGAGACACCCAUCGGCAUCGUCUACGGGACCAAGCCCAAGCCCUCCGGGUGGUCGCUGGCCGAGCUCGAGGCCGCUUUCCGCGUGCAUCAAGCAGCAUGGCAGCAUAGCACCGCCUGUGGCGCUCUGAUAAGCAUUCUCGGUACAUCAAGCACCUCGGCCAUUCGUAAGAUUGUCUGCUUUGGCCUCGGCCGCCUCGACGACUGGGCCAAGACAACACACGAGAAGCUCGCAACCUCGGUUCAGCGCGCCGCCACCCAGCACGCCGCCGCCCUCACCAUGGUUGAGACAUUGACAGCCAAACAGGACAAGGACGGAAAUACGGGGGGCCAUGGUACAUUACUACACGCAGGACCCCGCAUACGCCGACACGGAAAAGGCGCUGCUGGCGAAGCUAGGCUUCACUGUGCUCGAGGACCCCAAGGGCUUUCUCGAGGUGGACGAGCACACGCUCGUGUUUAG
This is a messenger RNA of Akanthomyces muscarius, 873 nucleotides long. RefSeq lists its product as uncharacterized. The transcript has 2 exons. Lineage: Eukaryota; Fungi; Ascomycota; Sordariomycetes; Hypocreales; Cordycipitaceae. Bases 1 to 873 code for a protein of 290 amino acids. The record is from RefSeq and is a predicted model, not a curated record.